AUGCUGACCGUGCAUCUCCAUGCACAAGUGGAAAAAAGAUUGGAUGACUGGAAGCUGGGGGAAGCCAAAGGGGACUUCCUGGUUAGAAAAACUGGUGAAGAGGAGCGAGAUAGAAAGGCAGGGGAGGAAUCUUCUAUCCAGAAGACCUUCGGGCCAGGACAGGGGGAUGAGUUUCACUACAACAUCACCCAGAGAAGCCAACUUCCAGAAAAGUUCAUAUCUUUUUUGAAUCCCCAAACACCCAUACAGCUAAUGCCACACACGGUGGUGCUGCACGGUCCGGCGGGCGUGGGGAAGACCACUCUGGCCAAGAAGUGCACGCUGGACUGGACGCAGGACAGCCUCGCGCAGGCCCGCCGCGUUGCCUUCUAUCUCAGCGGCAAGGUGCUCAGCCGCAAGGGGACUUGCUCCUUCGCAGAGCUGCUGGCCGAGAGCGCCCCAGACCCGCAGCGCGCCCUUCCGCAGGUCCUGGCCCAGGCGCACAAGCUCCUGCUGGUCAUUGACGCUUUCGAGGAGCUGCGCGGGCCCUGGUGCACGGGCGCGCUGGAGCACGACCUGGGGGGCGACUGGAGGACGCGGAGGCCUGCGCCGGUCCUCCUGGGCAGCCUGCUGAAGAGAAAGCUCUUCCCCACGGCCACCCUGCUGGUCACCACGCGGCCCGAGGCCCUGAGGGAACUGCGGCUCCUGGUGCAGCAGCCGCUCUUGGUGGAGAUGGAGGGGCUCUCCGAGCGCGACAGGAGGGCGUAUUUCCUGCGACACUUGGGAGAGGAGGCUCAGGCGCUGCGCGCUUUCCAGCUGAUGAGAAGCAACUCGGCGCUGUUCCGCAUGGGCGCGGCGCCCGCCGUGUGCUGGAUGGCGUGCACCUGCCUGAGGCUGCAGAUGGCCGAGGGCGCGGACCCCCGGCCCACCUGCCAGACCGCCACGUCGCUGCUGCUGCACUUCCUCUGCAGCCGGUUUGCGCCUGCGCGGGGCCAAGGCCCGGGUCCGCACCUCGCGGCUGCCCUGCAAGCCCUGUGCCUGCUGGCCGCCGAGGGCACGUGGGCGCAGACCUCGGCGUUCGAUGGACUCGACCUGCGCAGGCUGGGCGUGCACGAGUCUGACCUGCGCCCUUUCCUGGACCGGGGCAUCCUCCAGAAGGACAGAGACACUGGGGGCUGCUACCGCUUCGUCCACCUGAGCAUCCAGCACUUCCUGGCUGCUGCGCUCUGCGUCCUGGGGAACGAGGGCCGCCAAGACGCGGGGAGCCCCGUCUGGCACGCUGGGGGUGUGCAGAGGCUGCUCUCCAAGGAAGAAGGCUUCAAGAACCCCCACCUGGCCCCCGUGGGGCGCUUCCUGUUUGGCCUCGCCAAUGAAAAGAGGGCCAGGGAGCUGGGGAGAACCUUUGGCUGCCCGGUGUCCACGGAGGUCAAGCGGGAGCUACUGGAAUGCACAGUGCGGUCCCCUGAACACAGACCCUUCUCCUCGGUGACAGACACGAAGGAGACCUUGUAUUGUCUCUACGAACCCCAGGAGGAGCAGCUUGUGAAGGAGGCCAUGGCCCAGGUCACGGAAGUGUCCCUGCAUUUGGAAGAUACCUCGGACCUGGAGCACGCAUCGUUCUGCCUCAAGCAUUGUGACCGCUUGCAGAAAAUGUGGCUGCGGGUGGCAAAGAGGACGUUCCUGGAGAACGAUACCGCAUGGGGAUCAGAGGCUCAGGCUGACCGGUCACAGCACGACCAUUUCUCUCUCCAUCUCUCAAUCCAUUUCUGCUCCGUGUUCAGUUCAAACAAGAACCUGCAUUUCUUAGAUGUGAGCCAAGCUUCCUACGUCACUCCUCAGAUUCUUUGUGAGCAAAUCACUCGUGUCACCUGUCAUCUCCAGAAAGUGGUGUAA
Molecule: messenger RNA, 1872 nt
Organism: Lontra canadensis (Northern American river otter)
Lineage: Eukaryota; Metazoa; Chordata; Mammalia; Carnivora; Mustelidae
Product: NACHT, LRR and PYD domains-containing protein 7-like
Biological process (GO): regulation of inflammatory response
Cellular component (GO): cytoplasm
Molecular function (GO): ATP hydrolysis activity
Source: RefSeq, a predicted model, not a curated record